Porites evermanni is the source of this 894-nucleotide messenger RNA. The record is from the annotation of a GenBank genome assembly. Lineage: Eukaryota; Metazoa; Cnidaria; Anthozoa; Scleractinia; Poritidae.
AUGAGGAACGAUUGGUACUGGUUCGUAGGCUGGGUGCCGACAUUGCUAACUGUUAUAGGAAACGGAUUGGUCAUUUAUUUGAUUGCCACGCGUAGAAAACUUCACACUAUAAACAACCGCUUUGUGCUGUCGCUUGCAAUGGCAGACCUGUUCGUGGGCUUGUGUUUUUACCCAGGGCAAGUGAUCUGUCAUUUCUGGAUUUCAUACAAGUAUUCCUCUGUCAUCGAAGACAUAGGAGUCCUUUCCAUCUACUCAUCAGUUUCCAACCUGUGCGCUAUGGUCCUCGAUCGUUAUAUCGCUAUCGUCAAGCCUCUUCAGUAUAUUUCGCUCAUGACUUCUCAUCGUGCUUCAGUGGCGAUAGCCAUCGCAUGGCUGUUCCCGAUAUCAGCUUAUUUUAUCCCGUCUCUUUGCGCCAGCUUAAACUUAUUCGGUCUAAACCUUAAAGUUAGCGUCGUCGUGUGGACUACCAUGUUCGAGUUUAUUCCAUGCACCUUACUACUGGUUGUAACAGUUCAGGCCGUUAUUACCUCGAGAAGACACAAUCGCCAUGAUGCACAGCUUACGUCGCAGAUACGCUUCAACCAACCUAAUAUAAAAAUCGCACUGCAUUCAGCUUCCUCUCUCAAAGUGAUGACAGCUGUUGUGGCAAUGUUUUUGAGCUGUUACGCGGUGGAAGUCUACAGUUCGUUUUGCUACUUUACAGUGUUUUGCAACAAGCGCGAGGGAUUAUUCAGGGUGGUUCAUUUUCUAGUUGUCGUAAAUUCAGUUGCGAACCCUGUAGCCUAUGCGCUUUUUAAACGUGACAUCAAAAGUGAGUUUGACAAAAUCUUCCGCAGAAAGCGUGCGAAAACCAUAACACGCAACUGUCAGCGAACAGGUAGAACCAGCGUGUAA